Molecule: messenger RNA, 3608 nt
Organism: Umbelopsis ramanniana AG
Lineage: Eukaryota; Fungi; Mucoromycota; Umbelopsidomycetes; Umbelopsidales; Umbelopsidaceae
Exons: 12
Coding region: 95-3466 (1123 amino acids)
Cellular component (GO): mRNA cleavage and polyadenylation specificity factor complex
Source: RefSeq, a predicted model, not a curated record
GCGGUGCAAAACUGGUAUUCAAGCAUUUCGCCUCGAACUUCCAGUAGGACGAGCAUAGCUGUAGUAUACAGAUUCCAAGUAUAUCUUAAGCUAUAUGGCGUUCUCACUACACCAUAAUGAACGCUAUUUGCGAUCGCUAGAAGAUUUUGAGUCAGACGUAGGCUCGCAUCCAGCAAACGCGCAAGUCUUCGCUACUAAUGACUUUCUGGAUGUUCUCUAUAACUUAAUCAAGGAAGCCAACGAUCAAACGAAGGGCGUUGCCGAUCACGAUGAGAGCUAUGAAAGCGAGAUCGAGAUACUGAAAGCGGCCAUUCGCGCUUUUGCGACUGUCGUUCCAUAUGUCUUUAGCUCUGUAUGCCAAAAUGAAGCUGAAACCCGUCUCUGGCAAAAUGUCAGCGCUGUCAAAGAAAUACUAUUACAAUCGUUGAUUCAUCACCAAAACCAAGGUGUUCGAUUUGCAGCCAUCAAAUGCGUACAAGUGUUCAUUCUCCUACAGUCACGAAGUGAAGGCGAUAGGUCAAAUUCCAGCAAUGAUAUAAACAUUUCGUUGGUCCGAGCAGAUCAUAGAAUACUGAAGGUUGAUCAGUUGCUGGAGGAGGCACUUUCAAUGGUGAAGAUAAUGGAAUCAUUAUUGAAAGCCCCAGAUAUGACGUCUCCAACAAUCACAGCUACGCUAAAUUCCCUCGUACCUUUAAUGAAGAGGCGGCCACAAUUCGUUCCCGAGCUUACUACUGCGCUGAUUAGCUGGAAUCGUCCGCCUUUGUCUCAGCUCUCAUCUGUCCAAAUGCGAAAUGUCGACAAGGCCGUGAAGCUGGUCUUCAUCACCCUCAUUCGAUCAGAACAGUUGUCCAGCCAGAGAACCGAGCUUAUCAACGCUUUUGGCGCUGUCGGUGGAGAUGCUGCAGGAAUGUUCCAGAGCCGCUCACAAAAGUUGAAAGAAAGAGAGCUUAGAGAACGCGAACGAAGGGAGAGCAGCGAAGAAAGGAGGUCUGCGGAAAGAAAUGUUUCCAAGCGAUCAUUACCUGAUCCAACUAGUGUGUCAGCAGAAAAACGUCAGCGAAUGGGAACUGAAAGCAACGUAUCACAAACGAAUCUCUUGGCCGGUUUCGACCUUGAAUCGUUGCCGCUACCCAUGGUUGCCGAGUUUUGCUUAGCUAUCCUUCAAAACACCACAGCUGAGAUUUUGACGGAACGACUACCAAUGGUAUAUCCAGCCCUUAAUACAGUGACAACGGCACAAACAUCAGCAGCGCCUCUAUUAGAAACUAAAGUUGCUACACCUCCUCAAAUCGUUGGUGCACGAUCCCCAGAUAUGCACGGAGUUAAGAUUGAACCUUCAUCGUCGUAUGGAAAUAGAAGCGUAUCGACGCCGACUGGCCAGGGAAAUACACCGGAACCAGAUAUUGUCAAGAAUGAAGGUGCGAUCUCUUCCGAGGCAAAUUCAGAUUUCAAGACGAUUACUGCUGUCGGCCGCAAUCCCCUGCCCAGUGCUCAGGAGCGCGUUAUCCAGUCGCUAAAGAUGCAGCCAUAUGCGCUCGCAUCUCCGCCAGAGUUUGAUAGGCGCCAAAAGAUAGAAAUGUUGAAACUUGCAGUGCAACGUAUAUUGGAAGCAGAAAAAUUGUCACAGCAAAAUUUACCGAUAAUUGAUACCACCCAAGACGAAGACGCCAGUCGUAGACAAGCAGCCGUUACCUUCAAUUCUCCUUUGAAGACUACAUGGAUUCUGCUCAUCGCUAAGCUUGUAGCCAAGGGAGUACAGAUAAGUAAAUCUUCUGAAGACGCUAGUGACGGUACAAACACGGACACGAAAAUGGAUACAGACAACUUGGAUAAUGAUGCCACUUCAAGCGAAGUGGAUGAACUGCGUGAUAUGCUACUAGAAUUCAUUGUCGAGAAUUUACCUUAUCGCCAAGAGCUUGCUGUGCAAUGGAUGUAUGAAGAAAUGCGCAUGGAUCAACAUUACGCCAACUCUCAAGAUUACCAGCCAAAAUAUUUCCAUUGGUUCAUCAAAUUAGUCAAAUCUGCACUUCCAUUUCUUCGCAACGAUGAUCGCUCGAUGUCAAAACUCUUACUAGACGCACCGGAUCUCAAUGCUGAGGUUGUUGGUUUGCUGAAAGGCGACAUGGAGAGACGCCCUGAGCGUUACAAGGCCACUAUACAAACAUUGCAUGACCUCGCUCUACUCAGACCACCCGUACGGUCGUACUGUCUGGAUGUUCUCUUGGAGUAUUGUAUAAAUCACGACAACAGCAAGCGGGCUUUUGCCAUUUUAGAUGUCAAGAAAUGGGUGCCUGACCAUGCUAUAUCACCGAUCAUUGAAGAGUUUUCUAUACGAUCCCUGCGACGAUUAUUAGAUGACCCUCCUGAAAAAAUUAAAGAAGAUGGUAUGGAAACCGAACCGGCGCAGGCUGAACCAAAUGGUACCUCAGCGAUGGACGAAUCUGGUGAUUUACCUAAAGGAACGAGUGAGGACGCACAAGCGAAGGAAGAAAAUGUUUGGGAAAGGGAGAGUGUGAUUCCCCACUUAGAGCUUUAUUUUGCGCUCUGCUUGAAGAAGCCAGAACUUCUGGAAUCCCUUUUCGAUGUAUAUAUCAACACCACAAUACAAGUUCAGCGAAUCAUUCGGCAACAUAUAACAGGUCUCAUUAGAAACAUUGGCAUGCACUCGCCCAAACUCUUAGAAAUCAUAGGUAAUUUCGCUCCGGGAGGCGAAACUCUGAUCGUUCGCAUUCUGGUGGUCCUUUGCGAUACAGUACGACCCACCCCGGAGCUAGUUGACGUCGUCAAAAAAGUCUAUCAAGAACGAAACUUAGAUGCCAAAUUUCUUAUUCCGGUUAUUUCAGGUUUCAACAAGGAUGAUAUUAAGCAGCAUAUGCCUAAAAUUGUUGGCUUGCUGAAUGGAACGGAAGCUCAACGCAAGAUUGUUCGAAAAGUUUUUUCGCGUAUCAUUUCAGAUAGUGGAAACGUGUCGGCUCAUAUGAAUGCAGUUGAGCUCUUGGUUGUUUUGCAUAAUACCGAUCAAAACGUUAGCCCCAAGCAGGCGAUUGAAGCCAUCAACAUCUGUUUUUCGAUGACGGAUAUUUUCACGUCGGAUAUCAUUUCCAAGGUGUUGCAGCAUCUUAUGGAGCAGCCCAAGAUUCCGCUGUUAUUCAUGGUCACCUUAAUACGAAGUGUCGCUGAGCACCCUGACUUGGUAAACCUAGUUUUGAUUCUGUUACAAAAACUUAUAUCUAAGCGAAUCUGGACGAGCCCGAAGCUUUGGGAAGGGUUUGUUAAAUGCAUACAGAAAACUUAUCCUCAGUCGAUGAAGGUAGUUGCGAAUCUCCCAAAAUCACAAUUGAUGGACGUUCUUACAAAAGUACCAGGCAUUGCCACUGGUCUUCGUGAGUUUGCUGAGCAAAACGGUUUAGGCCGUGUGCUUGUUACAAUGAACGAGAUGGGGCUAAUAGAAGAGGAGCAAGAGUAAGAGCAUUUAACAGCAGUGGUGCCAUCCAUAUUUUGGCGAAUUUGCCGAAAUGACAGGCUCGGACGACAUCCUUGCUAGCUAUAGAUGAUUAAAAUCACUCAAAAUGUAUAAUAAACCUAUUGAAUCUAGUACUGAACAUGUG